AUGGAUUUGGUUCCAAAGUCAAAACACAAGGUCUACCCGGGAGCGCUGGAUCGAAGUCUCGGUGGAUUAUCCGGCGUGACGACAGAAGUGCGGCCAGAACGACCGUACUUCGACGACGUGUCGCCUCGGAACGUGACGGCGGUCGUCGGACAGUCGGCCGUGCUGCGGUGCCGCGCCAAACACAUCGGGAAUCGGACUGUAUCGUGGAUGCGUAAGCGCGACCUUCACAUCCUGACGUCACACAUCUUCACAUACACGGGUGACGCACGCUUCAGCGUGCUACACCCUGAGCCGUCAGAUGACUGGGACCUAAAAGUGGACUACGUGCAGCCACGGGACGCCGGUGUCUAUGAGUGCCAGAUCAACACCGAGCCGAAGAUUAAUAUGGCGGUGUUUUUGACAGUUGAAGAUGAGUCCCUAACCCCGGCGACCGAGGCCCCGUCCCGCUCCUCAGCGGCGGCGGCCUCCAUCUGGGGCUCUCAGGACGUGUACGUGAAGAAAGGAAGCACAAUAUCUCUGACUUGUUCGGUGAACGUGCACUCCUCGCCGCCAUCGAGCGCUUCUGUGCUCUGGUACCACGGCAACUCCGUGGUCGACUUCGACUCGCCUCGCGGAGGCAUCAGCCUCGAGACGGAGAAGACAGAAGGCGGAACCACCAGCAAACUGCUGGUGACCAAGGCGGCUCUGACCGACUCUGGGAACUACACGUGUGUGCCGAAUAACGCACACCCGGCUUCAGUGUCCGUGCAUGUACUCAAUGGCGAGCACCCAGCCGCCAUGCAAACGAGCAACAGAGCGUCGUCCUACCUCACUGCGCAGCUGAGCUGCGCGGCCGUCACCUACCUACUCUCUUCCAUGGCUUGCAGAUGAUCGGUUUAAACGAUACGUUAGAAAGAGACGGAGCUAAUCCUUCGGCUUCGAUGUGGAAUCCGUAAAUUAUGAACAAUUUGUUUGUGUUGGAAAUUCGACCGCUGAUCAGUUUUCUGCAUAAUAUUGUGUUAUAGAUACAUUUU
Molecule: messenger RNA, 1013 nt
Organism: Leguminivora glycinivorella
Lineage: Eukaryota; Metazoa; Arthropoda; Insecta; Lepidoptera; Tortricidae
Product: hemicentin-1-like
Exons: 7
Coding region: 1-870 (289 amino acids)
Biological process (GO): synapse organization
Cellular component (GO): neuron projection membrane
Source: RefSeq, a predicted model, not a curated record